Molecule: messenger RNA, 2693 nt
Organism: Annulohypoxylon truncatum
Lineage: Eukaryota; Fungi; Ascomycota; Sordariomycetes; Xylariales; Hypoxylaceae
Exons: 1
Coding region: 231-2330 (699 amino acids)
Source: RefSeq, a predicted model, not a curated record
CUGUAUCAUUGUAAGCAGUACUGGAUAUCAUAAAGUCAACACCACACUCACUUGACUUCUGACUUUGAACCUUUCUAGGUACCUAGCUACCGUCAAGUAUCCAAAGUGCCGAGUUCAAAUCAACUUCGUCUAUCCAGAUCCUUCUUUUCCAAGAUGCAAUAGAAGAAGACUCUCGAACUCUAGAUACCCAAUACCCAAACAUAUAUAUCUAGGUAUAUAAAGAAGACAAUAUGAGUUUUGGAACUUCUGUUUUGUCGAAACUACGACUUGGUGAAGGCGGCAUGUCUACUCUCCUACCACUACACACCUCCCCACCACCGCACCCGGCGGAAGAACACGACCUCGCCGAACUCUCUCCCAGGGCCGAAGAUGCGCUUCUCUCGCCAGGUUUCUCCCGCGACGUGACUCCUGACAGUUCCGCCCCUGAUAACCAGAGAAAUGAUCGCAACACUGCGCGCUCGAAGGGAAAGGGCAAAGCCAUCGCCUUUGCCUACCAAGACCGCCCGGUGUAUUCGAAAUCUAGACCCCCUAACUCGGUAGACGACUUCAAUUUUGCGAUAGGUGGAAACCCGAAAGACCUCAAGGUGCCGCCCGGCAUUUGGCGGCCGAAGAUUCGCCCCGAACAGCGCGAUAGCAACCAUGCAGCUACCAGCGCUCCAACUUCUUUAGUCGAAAGCAUCUUCUUAGGUCGAUCUAACCGAGCCGAUCGAUCGUCAGACCGUAUGAUACGCUCCGAAGUCGAUAAUACUUUCAAGUUUAUACAGAGACGAGAACGUCAGAUGCACAAAGAGCUUCAGAGGUUACUAGACGCCCAAGGCGCUGCGCUAGAACGUGAGCUUGCAGGAGAGGACCCAAGCAAGGCCUCGUCCGAGAGUAGCAGCAAGCGAGGACUGUCUCCAGACUCGGCAACGUCAACUGUGCAGUCACAUCUGGCUGAGGGUUCCGUCGUUCCUGUUCGCCAACCUAAAAGAAAACCCAUGUCCAAACGACAGGCUCGUAACAGUAUAGCGCGCUCCGUCACGAUGUUGGCCGACCUGAAAAACGAGGAGGACGCAUAUAUCGCCGCCGCGUUAGCUGAUCGCAAAAAGGCCUUAUCUAAAUUGCGUAACUUAUCGUCCCAACGCAAAUCUAUUACGGCCGAGAUGAAGGCUUUGGAGGAAGAUAACGACCUGCCAAUCAAAACCGAAAUAGCGGCGAUGGAAGAUCAACACCGCAUAGUUUCUUCUAAUAUCGAAAAGCUAGAGGAAAAGCUCCGAGUCUUGAAAAGAACUAAGGUUGACUUGGAACGUAGGCUCGAAGAGGCGAAGAGUACUCGGGACUCUAGCCUCAGUGGUUAUAAGGGCGCCUUAAAGCAAUGCGAUCAAGGAAUCGCUAACCUUAUGAAAUAUCCAGGCAUACAAGUACUAGAGGUUGAGGACUUGAAGGAGCAAGGAGGCGAGGACUUCAUUGCGCUUAUGGCGAAACACAUGUCGGGCGUUGAGUUCCUUUCGCUACGGCCGGAAAGGAGAACAGCUGAAAUGGCUAAGGACUGGUGGGAAGGCGAAGUUGCUAUCCUGGAAAAGCGCAAAGCCGCCGUUGACAAGGAACGGGCCGCCUUAGAAGAAGGCAAUGAGAUUUGGCAGCGAGUGCUGACUCUUCUCGUCGAUUUCGAGACCCGAUUGAAUGAGUCGCUUCAAGUCGUUACGAAACAACGCAACUUCGAAUCAAGCGACCCAGGAUCUAUCCUACGGGAUCAGUAUAAGGAACUCCAGAAAACACUUCGCGAACUGGAGAAGCUACAAGACUAUGUGGAGACCCAAGGAUGGAAUCUCUUGAUCGCGGCUAUCGGUGCCGAGCUUGCGCAUUUUAUCGGGCUCCAGGAGUUCCUGGCAGAGGUCAUCCGCAGCUCCGGAUACGACGACGGAACACUCACGCCACACACACCAGACGGUACCGACCUCGUCGACGUCCGCGAGAACGACCCGCUGGGCGCAGAAGCGCGGACGAAGUCGCCGGAAGAGGAUGAGGAGCUGAGCCGUAGCGUGGUCCGGCGCUGGGACGGCGUCGACGAGCAGCAGCCCCGCAACAGCCCGCCGGCAGAUCUCCUAGGCGCCGAGCAACACCGCGAAGAAAGCGACAACGAGGUGCCGCCCGGGCUCUUCAGCGAGCCCCGCCACAACGAGAGCGAAGAUGAGAGCCACAAUGACAUCCCGGCCGAAUUCCUGUCUAUGCACAGCCCCACGCGAGGCCGGGACAGCCACCUAAGAAGAGAGAGUAGCGAGACGGAUAACGCGGUCCCGCCGGACUUGUUGGCGGAGACGCGGAGAGAUGACGACGAUGCUGUCGAUUAGGUCAUCGGUCGGCUUCUGAAGUAUAUGUAGGUGGUAUGUGGAUAUCCUAAUUGGUGUUUAAAGCGUUUUGGGCCUUGGGGGCAUAGCGAAGUGCAUGCUUUGAUAGGGCUUUGGGCGGAAGUUUUGUUCGCCUGCGUGAGGGCUUGGUAUACGGGGGCGGAGUUUAGGAUUACUGAGGACGCUAUAGGUUUGCCACGGUUGCGUUCUUUGGUACAUAUAUAAGGCGUUACAUGGAACAUGCGUAGUUUAUGAACAAUCCAUGAUUCUAAUACGAAUACUCAUAUCCCCGAAGAAGAUUGUAUGCUACGAAACGACUCCUUAGUGAAAUACGAAGCACAGUUAAUGGUCACUCAUCAAUAGAUC